Messenger RNA from Cherax quadricarinatus, 6032 nucleotides. RefSeq lists its product as uncharacterized. Gene Ontology annotation, molecular function: chloride channel activity; transmembrane signaling receptor activity; transmitter-gated monoatomic ion channel activity involved in regulation of postsynaptic membrane potential. Gene Ontology annotation, cellular component: neuron projection; plasma membrane; synapse. The record is from RefSeq and is a predicted model, not a curated record. Gene Ontology annotation, biological process: chloride transmembrane transport; signal transduction; nervous system process. Lineage: Eukaryota; Metazoa; Arthropoda; Malacostraca; Decapoda; Parastacidae.
GUCUUCCCUCCCCGAGGAACCUGUUUCUCGUUACCACACUCCCGCGAUCAAGGGUUUCCAGUCGAGCUCACGAUUAUUUCUUUAGUAAAUAGGCAUAUAAGAGAAUGCUUAGGCAUGACCAUGUUCUAGGCCUCGUGUGUUUUUUGAUGCGUUUAUGGCGAAGUGAUGGUGAUAUAUGGUGAUGCGGCGGCUGUGGUGGCUAUCUUGAGGUAGUCGAAGCCUUAGUAAGUGUGGUGUGUAUUGAAGAGUGUAGGUCAUUUCCAGUGUAGAUGGUGACGAUGGUGAUGGUGGUGACAGUGGUUAUGGUGGUGACCAGACAUCACACAGAGCGUCCGUGAACAGCCUCACUGUCAAUUGUAAAUUUCUAGCUGUGAGAACCCGAAGAGCGCAGGAUUGAAACCAUGUGUUUACUUUACCGAGGAACGUGAUGCUAAUCAAGAGGGCAGUAAAAAACAAUAACACAUUCGUGAGUAAGCGCUAACCCCGUAGGGACAAGGUAGUGAGAUAACUGUGAGUGGAGUAACGAGGCCAAUUGGUAAUAUAAACCGGGAUACACGAUGGUUACCUAGCCACCACUCCUUCAUUUUCAUUGAAGCAACAAUUUCUCGCUCAAUGUCAAGCUACAAAGAACUUGUAAUAUUCAGAAGAAGACUUCAAGAUGACUCGAAUGUGUGGUGCGACGCUGGAUUACCCUUCCUGGAUUCUGAGAUCACUCUGCCUCUUCUGGCUCCUCUCAGCUGCAUACCCUGUACAUGACAUGAUAGCGGAGGUUGGUGACUCCAGGGGAGUACCGAUGUUUGUUUCUGGGAGGACCAGGUCACUCGCUAGUGAUCUGACCCUCCAUUCUCCUCACAUCCGUCAUUUACACCUGCUAGAUGAUGCUCUCCAGCGAGGACUUCCACAGUCAAGACGGGUCUCACAAGAAAACUUCCUCCAGAAAGAAAGUAUCACACAACCAAAAGGUCUCGUGGAUGAAGGGGUCUUGGAGCGAGAAGCCCCUUCACACGUCACAGAUCCUCUGGCAUUAGAAGGAACUUCCACAGUAUCUUCAUUCCCUUCGCAAUAUAUUUCUUUUGGUUGUCAGCUACAAUAUCAACACCCGCUGCACGACGCUGUCCGGGUACUCAAAAGAAAAUUUCACAAUAGCAGAGAGGAAAUAGAUGGUUCACUCUCUGGUACGACACACCCUAAUGAUGCUAAGAUACAACAAGAAUCAUAUACAUCUGAGAGCACGAACGACAGCGAAACAGUGCUUGAGAACAUCGAGAGAAUGGUUAUUAGUUUUGAGAAGAGAGACACGAUGAGAAUGAACAGUAAAGGGCAGAGGGUGGGUCUUCAACAGUUGUACACGAAAACUUUUCUCCAUGACAGCCGGAAGACAAAAAGAAUUAGACACCGUAGACACAAAGAGACGCAAAUGGAAAACCAACCCUUAAAACAUGUUGAUACACUUACUAACCUUCUCCCAUCUUUAUCUGAAGGGGGACUGGGUGAUAUAUUUGACAGAGGCAAUCUAGGUGUAGAAAAUCUCAGGGAAGAACAUGACUCUGUAACUGAGAAAGAUUACGUCACAAAUUCUGAUUUAUUCAGUCAUUUGUAUAACACAAGGGAAAAACAAAGGCCGGUUCCUGUACCUUCAGGUUCUUCUGCCAUCGGUAACAAACAAGUUUUCUCUGACUCUGAUAAGAUUAGAUAUAACAUGACAAUGAAUCAGAGCACAAGUGUAGCUACAUUUCCUGUCCGUGGCUACAGUGAAGGCAUUGCUUUACCUUCCAAGUUUUCAAGAAUGAGGAUCAAUAAGCCCAAGCUCCAUUCAGGUAAACAUAUUGUUGAUGAAACAUUUAUCAAAAAAAUGAAUUUUAAGGGUUACCAAAGGAGAACCGAAGGUGAAAAUGAAUUCUCGACAUCUACCGAAUCUUCAUUCAUCAUCCCUUCCGAUGCCAACAACAUAUCAAACGACCUAGGUGGGGGAGUGGAGAUGGAGUUCACUAAUUAUGUGGAGGAGCCUGUGGUUCUGCCUACUGUAGAAACUAUUGAACUUACAGAGGUUUCACCACCCUUGCCUCCUAUUUCGACCAAUUCUCGUCCAGUCAAUAAAACCAUCUCCCCCAUACCACACCUCCCCCAUAAUACAAAUUAUCCGAGAUUUUCAGCCACUCCUGGAUGGGAAGAAAACUCAAAUGAUUCUGUAACUUCUCCAGAAGUGGGCAAUACGAUAGUAAUUACAUCCGAAGAAGGUUUAACUAAAAAAUCAGAAGGGAACGAGGCAGACAGAGUUGGUGAUGCAAACAGGGCAGAAGAGACUGUGACACAACCGAAUGCAAAGAACGAUACUUAUGACGAGUUUCUAGACCCAGCCUUCAUUCCUGCCAAGUUCCCCUUCGGUCCGUUUAUUCCCAGCUUGAGAAUAAUGAACGUUCAGGAAGCUCCACACAUUCUCCCAGGAAUGGUGAAGAAGUCUAAACCAUUCAUCAUUCCCGAUGUCCAGAAAAGCAGGAAAAAGCCAAAUACUGGUGAUAUGAUGGCCAACAUUCUGUCGCCUUUCUUCGGAAAUCAGCAACAGAAGUCCAGCGCAAAGGGUCACAAGUUGCUGGAGUAUGACAAUGAGAGGAGCCACAACGAGGAGUUGUAUAACCAAGUAAGCGGGGUUUUCAUGCCAGAUUUUGGCAGCAGGGCCAUUGGCUUUUCCCCGGAGAUGUAUCCGCCCAUUGCUCUCAUCCGGCGGGAUAAACACAGAAUGUUCACCAGUAAUAAACUUCACGGAGGAUUUAAUUUUAUUGACAGAAAACGAGGUAAGAUCAGCGGAUCUUCAAUCAUGGAAUCUCCCGUGGGUGAGAACCCUCUUAGGGAACAAAACCUCGUCAUAUUCGGUAAUGUAAAAGACAACAUCAUGGAUACUCUCAGGAACUGCUCUAGGUAUAUUUCCCUGCAGUUAAUUGACCAUUACAGCAUUGGAGAUCUUGUGAGGGAGUCGUCUAACCCAAUGCGGCAGCUAAUUGUCUACUUUAACAUCAAGAGCAUCAGCUUCGAGAGCUACGAAAUCGUAUUAGAGCGGUCAAAACGCAUUUUGGAUCACCUGGCUAUGAGUCAGGGAGGACUGACCAUGUACACCGUCAUCCCCAGCCAAGAUGAAUCUACCAACACUACAAAUAGCAAAGAGUUCAAGGCACAGCUUCUAAAUCUCAAUGACGCCAUCCUUGACUAUUGUGCCCAGAACUACCCCAAUUGCUACAACACUUUCAACCUGGAGUCCAUUACUCAGAAAGUAAAGCGCACCUACAACAAGGACAGCGGCUUUAAUGUCUAUGAACAAGCAGGUAGGAACAAAGGGGCGUGUGUGUCCAACGAGGUUUGUGGUACCGCCAGCCCUACCACCAGCAACAGCAGGGUUACCACAAACACUGUGGUCUCUCCGGAACAGCAGCUGAAGAAUUUAGUCAAGGCUGUGUGUCUCUCCAGUUAUCAUCUCCUGAUUGAGCUAGAGGCUAACAUGCCCAUCCACGACUUCGAGGAACUUGCAAGAGCUCUCGAGAACGGCAAGGGAGAGAGGUUGAGGGUGCGGGCGCAGACGGGGCUGGUACUACACGACAUCCUCCCCAGAGAUCUGAAGAAGUACGACAAGAACCGUCCACCGAAGUACGAGGGACACGCCACCAUUGUUUACUUUCAUGUCACCGUCCUCUCCGUCGACUCCAUCAACGAGGAGUCCAUGACGUACGUAGCAGAUAUCUUCCUGGCCCAGAGCUGGCGCGACCACCGUCUCCGGCUGCCUGAGAACAUGACAGAGGAGUACCGCAUUCUGGACGUGGAGUGGCUCCACAACAUCUGGCGCCCAGACUGCUUCUUUAAGAACGCCAAGCGGGUCACCUUCCAUGAGAUGUCAGUCCCCAACCAUUACCUCUGGCUCUACCACGACAAAACUCUCCUCUACAUGGCCAAGCUGACGCUAGUGCUGUCGUGUGCCAUGAAGUUUGAGGCCUACCCUCAUGACACCCAGAUCUGCUCCAUGAUGAUCGAGAGCUUGUCCCAUACAACGCACGACUUAGUCUUCAAAUGGAACGAGACGGAUCCUCUGGUAGUGAACCCGGACAUAGAACUACCACAACUAGACAUCUCUCGUAACAACACCGAGGACUGCACCCUUACCUACUCCACUGGAAACUUCACGUGCCUGGCGGUGGUAUUCAACCUGAGGCGCCGGCUGGGUUACCACCUCUUCCACACCUAUGUUCCCUCUGCCAUCACCGUCGUUAUGUCGUGGAUUUCCUUCUGGAUCAAGCCAGAGGCUAUUCCUGCCAGGGUCACUCUGGGCGUCACCUCCCUCCUCACCCUAGCCACCCAGAACCAACAGUCGCAGUCGUCGUUGCCACCAGUGUCGUACAUAAAAGCCAUAGAUGUGUGGAUGUCAUCAUGUACAGUAUUUGUGUUCGCCUCCCUCCUCCAGUUUGGCAUCGUCAACUACUUCAUGGAGACUGAACCGCUCAGUAAGGACAUGACGGGCUACUCCGUCGAAGAUCUCCAUGAUUUAGAUGAAAAGAAGUCUGAGGACGCUCGUCUGAAUGGGUACUCCCGCAGUCGAAGCCGCAGUCGCAGCCGCAUACGAUCUCACAGCCCUGGAGUUCCGCAGUACGUUGUUCACCGCUGCUCUGGCAAGGAUAUUGCUCUCUACAUCGACAAAUUCUCUCGCCUAUUUUUCCCAUUUGCUUUCUUUAUUCUGAACGUAUCUUAUUGGACCACCUACGGAACUAUGUGAAGAUGGUAUCUCCGAUUGGCACUGUGUGAAGAUGGUAGCUUCUACCUGGUACUGUGUAAAAAUGGUAGCUCCUACUUGGCACUGUAUGAAGAUGGUAGCUCCUACCUGGCACUAUGUGAAGAUGGUAGCUUCUACCUGGCACUGUGUGAAGAUGGUAGCUUCUACCUGGCACUGUGUGAAGAUGGUAGCUUCUACCUGGCACUGUGUGAAGAUGGUAGCUUUUACCUGGCACUAUGUGAAGAUGGUAGCUUCUACCUGGCACUGUGUGAAGAUGGUAGCUUCUGCCUGGCACUGUGUGAAGAUGGUAGCUUCUACCAGGCACUGUGUGAAUAUGGUAGCUUCUACCUGGCACUAUGCGAAGAUGGUAACUUCUACCUGACACUAUGUGAAGAUGGUAGCCUCUACCUGGCACUGUGUGAAGAUGGUAGCUUCUACCUGGCACUGUGUGAAGAUGGUAGCUUCUGCCUGGCACUGUGUGAAGAUGGUAGCUUCUACCAGGCACUGUGUGAAGAUGGUAGCUUCUACCUGGCACUGUGUGAAGAUGGUAGCGUCUACCUGGCACUGUGUGAAGAUGGUAGCCUCUACCUGGCACUGUGAAGAUGGUAGCUUCUACCUGGCACUAUGUGAAGAUGGUAGCUUCUACCUGGCACUGUGUGAAGAUGGUAGCUUCUACCUGGCACUGUGUGAAGAUGGCAGCUUCUACCAGGCACUGUGUGAAGAUAGUAGUUUUUACCAGGCACUGUGUGAAGAUGGUAGUUUCUACCAGGCACUGUGUGAAGAUGGUAGCUUCUACCUGGCACUGUGUGAAGAUGGUUGCUUCUACCUGGCACUGUGUGAAGAUGGCAGCUUCUACCAGGCACUGUGUGAAGAUGGUAGUUUCUACCAGGCACUGUGUGAAGAUGGUAGCUUCUACCUGGCACUGUGUGAAGAUGGCAGCUUCUACCAGGCACUGUGUGAAGAUGGUAGUUUUUACCAGGCACUGUGUGAAGAUGGUAGUUUCUACCAGGCACUGUGUGAAGAUGGUAGCUUCUACCUGGCACUGUGUGAAGAUGGUAGCUUCUACCUGGCACUGUGUGAAGAUGGUAGCUUCUACCUGGCACUGUGUGAAGAUGGUAGGCUUUCGUUGGCAUUAUGUGAAUAGCCCCUAACCAUCAUUACGUGAAGAUAAUUGCUCCAAGUCAUCACUGAGAAGAUGGUUGCUCCUAGCCAUUUUACGAAACUAAAAAAAAAUCAGAAUGACGUAUUUGUAGAAAUGAACAAUAGUAUGUAUUUGAAUUUA